Messenger RNA from Exophiala oligosperma, 1076 nucleotides. RefSeq lists its product as uncharacterized. Gene Ontology annotation, biological process: cyclic nucleotide metabolic process. The record is from RefSeq and is a predicted model, not a curated record. Lineage: Eukaryota; Fungi; Ascomycota; Eurotiomycetes; Chaetothyriales; Herpotrichiellaceae. Gene Ontology annotation, molecular function: 2',3'-cyclic-nucleotide 3'-phosphodiesterase activity. The transcript has a single exon. The coding region runs from base 259 to 906 and encodes 215 amino acids.
UUUCUCUAUUCCUUUGAACGUUGAUAAAUGUGACAACCUGCUUGAGCUCACUCAUGCUCACUCGCUCCAUUAAUCUUCCUCCAUCUCCUCCUCCCUCUUCCUGCAACCUGGAGCACGUGACGAAACCGACGAUAUAAAAUAGUUCUCAAGAAACGACAGUUGACGACCAUAUACCCACCUGAGCUUCCUUGUCUACCGGUACCAGUAAUCGUAUUCACACUCGUGCGAACUGUUUUUGACUGUGCCUUGCAAGACGAGAUGCACUCCUCACUCUGGCUCAUCGCGCCCAGCGACGACCACGCAUUCAACAAGUCGCUGAAAGAUCUCAUCUCAAACACAUUGCCCUCCGACUUUCCCCACUCGCCCAAGAACAAUUUCAUCCCCCAUGUGACGAUAACAUCGGACGUCGACCCGGCCAAGACGUAUGGAAACUCAUCAUCGCCGCAAGAAUGGCUUGACAACUUGACCCUUCCCGAAUUCAAACGCGAAACGGACGAAGUGACGGUCGAACUCGAACAACUCGAGGCUGGGGAGCCAUUUUUCAAAAAAGUCACCAUCCGCACCCGCAAGGACGACAACCUCGUCAAAUUCGCCGCCGCUUGUCGGCGACAGGGCCUCGCUAUCUCGGAGAGCGAAGCUCAAAAGUGGGCAGAAGACGAGUAUCUACCUCAUUUGAGUUUGUUCUACGGCGACGUACCCAAGGGUGACGUCGAGAAGAAACUCGGCCUGAUCGAGUUGCAAUUGGGCUUCGAACUGGGUAGUCUGUUCGACUGCUGUGGUGGGACUUUGGCCAUGGGGGCAAAGUUGGUGUUGGUCGACACGAGCAAGGCCAUCAGCGAGUGGGAGCCGAUCGCCGCCAGAGAUUGUCCCUGGGUCAUGUGGAGGAUGGCAAAAGGGUUGGUGUGAAUGCCGAUGAUGAUGAUGAUGAUGACUGCAAUCUUCUCUCAAAGUGUGUCAGUGAGUGCUGUGUUUGUGGCACUCCCAAGGAACCUGAACCCAAGGGUAUUGGGGGGGAAAUUUGUACUGUUUACGAGAUACCCACUCACGGGGAAGUAUUUAUAACGGAACAAAGUACA